AUGACUUAUUCUCAUAAUGAACAAUCAGGUGACGUUGAAGAGGAAUCUAAUGUAAUUAUUGAGGAAUUAACGUUUGAUCCACACGUUACCGCAUUACUUCUACCAUAUCGAAAAUACUUGAAGGAAUGCAAAACCAUCAUAUUGAACAAGAAUCACAAAGAGCCCGGCAUUUGUCUUUCAUGCUAA
Messenger RNA from Dentiscutata erythropus, 186 nucleotides. NCBI's taxonomy places the organism in Eukaryota, Fungi, Glomeromycota, Glomeromycetes, Diversisporales, Gigasporaceae. The record is from the annotation of a GenBank genome assembly.